Acyrthosiphon pisum (pea aphid) is the source of this 648-nucleotide messenger RNA. RefSeq names its product zinc finger BED domain-containing protein 4-like. The record is from RefSeq and is a predicted model, not a curated record. NCBI's taxonomy places the organism in Eukaryota, Metazoa, Arthropoda, Insecta, Hemiptera, Aphididae. The coding region runs from base 1 to 648 and encodes 215 amino acids. The transcript has a single exon.
AUGCUCGAGCGUUUUGUUGAGCUUGAAACUUCUAUACGGGGAACACUCAGGCUUCUUUACAAUUCACCAAAAGGAUUAACUUCAGACGAGUGGAGAGUAAUCAAAGAGCUUAUCCACAUUCUACGUCCUUUUGAAGAAGCAACUAAGGCUGUUAGUGGUGGUAAUUAUAUGGCAGCUUCUAUAGUUAUUGUUAUAGCACAGGGGCUAAUAAAUGUUUAUGAACAACUGCAGAAACAGAAUUAUACAUUGAGGGUCAAUGAUGUAAUAAAAAACAUCUUAAGUGGUAUGAAAGAAAGAGAUCGAUGGGGAAGCAUUGAAAAGAGUAAAACCUUGGCCCGUUGUACGUUUCUUGAUCCUAGAUUUAAAGAUGUUCCAUUUAAUGAAGUAUUGCAACAGACAGCCAAAACCAAAAUCAUCCAGUUAACUACAGCCAUAAUAUCAUCUAGUGGGGCUGGGUUAUCCGAGGAGCAAUCAAUUCCAAAUGAUUUAACCGAACCUAAAAAUAGUUUAUCAAUUUGGAGUACCGUAGAUACUAAUGUGGCCCAAAAGAAACCUGUUGGCACAAAUACAUCUAGGGCAAUAAUAGAAAUACAGCGGUAUUUGGAAGACUCAUUGCAACAAAGAAAUGCAGAUCCUUUGAAAAGGUGA